AUGAGCGCAUUGUGCACUGCGAUACCAUCUUCUGCUACUGUGGAUCCAACUUGUACUGAGAUUAUUGUGGUGCGUCACGGCGAGACGGCGUGGAAUACUGAUGGAAGAAUUCAGGGGCAUAUAGAUGUGGAAUUGAAUGAAGCUGGGAGAGAGCAGGCAGCUGUGGUGGCGGAUAGACUGUCCAGGGAGUUUAAAGUCUCUGUUGUUUAUUCUUCUGACUUGAAGAGAGCUUCCGAGACAGCAGAGAAAAUCGCUGCUAGUUGUGGUGUUGUUGAGGUUAUUAAGGAUCCUGACUUACGGGAAAGACAUUUGGGGGAUCUUCAAGGCCUUAUCUUUCGUGAAGCUGCCAAAGUCAGUACUGUGGCUUACCAGGCCUUUUUAUCCCACAGAACCAGUCAAGAUAUUCCAGGUGGUGGAGAAAGUCUUGAUAAACUUUACCAGCGCUGCACAUCUUCAUUGCAGAAAAUUGCUGUGAAGCAUAGAGGAGAGCGAGUUGUUGUGGUCACUCAUGGGGGUGUCAUUAGAGCACUGUACCAACGAGUUUGCCCAAAUGGAAAGUCUGGAGGAAAGGUAUUGAACACAUCUAUCAACAUCUUUCACAUAUCUGAUGGGGAUCAUUGGACCAUAAAAACUUGGGGUGAUGCUAGUCAUCUCAAUGAAACUGGAUACCUGAAGUCUGGUUUUGGUGGGGACAAAGCAUCUGGUUAG
This is a messenger RNA of Dovyalis caffra, 708 nucleotides long. The record is from the annotation of a GenBank genome assembly. Lineage: Eukaryota; Viridiplantae; Streptophyta; Magnoliopsida; Malpighiales; Salicaceae.